This is a messenger RNA of Aureococcus anophagefferens, 4320 nucleotides long. RefSeq lists its product as hypothetical. The annotation marks the transcript as partial. The transcript has 9 exons. NCBI's taxonomy places the organism in Eukaryota, Pelagophyceae, Pelagomonadales, Pelagomonadaceae. The record is from RefSeq and is a predicted model, not a curated record.
AUGCGCCGGGCGCAGUUCGCCAAGAAUGAGGCACCGCGGAUCGCCGCCGUCUGGCUGCGGGCGGCCGCGACGCAGGUCGCCGACUCGCGGCGGCGACGCGCCAAAAAAGCAGAGAUCGAGGCGGCGCGGGCCGCGGCGCCCGUGGGGCAGCGCACGCGACACGUCGAGCCGCUGCCGCCGACGUUCGCCGUCAAGGUGCCCAUCCGAGGGCUCGUCAAAGGGGUUUGGCGGGACGGCACCGCGACGGUGCUCACGGCGUCGUUCGCCUACGACCGCGACGACGGGGAGCGGAAGGAGGCGCCGCUGCUCAACGCUGAGGAGAUGAUGCCCAUCGUCGUCGACGAGCCGCCGGACGGCGCCGACGACGACGACGACGACGUCGAGGAGGAGUCGGUGCCCGUCCGCGUCCGGGCGACGGAGGCGUCCUUCGAGGUCGUCGACGUCCGCCCGGCGGCCGCGGCGGACGCGUUUAAGCGCAUGGCCGCCAAGCUGCGAGCGUCGCGGCCGAAGCCGGCGACGGUGCUCGAGGACGCCGGCCUCGAGGCGCCGCCCUACAUCGCGCUGCGAUCGCGAGGCAGCCCGAAGACGCCGUCGCUCUUCCGGUCCGACGAGGACCUGUCCUUUUCGGCGUCCGAGCCGACGUUCCGCACGAACUGCACGGGCAACGUGUGCAGCGUGCAGCACAAGGAGGACGUGAAGCUCGUGCGGAGCGGCGUGUCGCUCCGGGAUUGCAACAUCGGCAUCCCCGGCGUCGCGGCGCUCCUCGACCUCCCGGCGGCGGCGGCGACGGUGCUCGAGGAGGAGCUCAAACCUACGGAGGCCGGCAAGAUCUUGGCGGACAUGCUGCCGCCGAAGGUGCUGCCCUGCGUCGUCGGCCACCUCAUCGAAAAGGGGGCGAUUCCCAAAACCUGCGCCGUCGCCGCCUUUGGGGGAAGCGUCGGCGGCGGCACGGCGCAGGUCGUCGCCGUUCAGCGGAAAGGCGGCAAGGAUGUCGUGGACAGCGUCGACGACGCCUACGACGAGUCGAAGGGCAGGCCGACGUUCGGCGUCGUGACCAACUCGUGCGAGCCGUGGACGACGUGCUCGGAGUUCUACAAGGACGUGCCGCUGGCGCUGCGGCCGGGCGUGUGGCACACGCCCGCAAUCAUCCAGAGGCUCAUCAGCAGGGACAGCAAGGGCAAGCUCGCGGGCGGCCUCAUCGAGAACUCGCCGGAGUUCGCCCCAGUGUUCCUCCGCCACAAGGAGCUCCACUCGCCCUGGUGGUGGACGAAGAAGAUGCUGAUGGAGGCGGGGUUUCACGUCCUCGCCUUCGCCCCCCUGCCCAUGCAGGACGUCGGCUACAGCAACAAGCGGAAGCGCGCGAUCGUCGUCUUCUACCGCGCGGCCCCGGGCAGCGCGUCGGGCUUCCGGCCCGACGCGGAGAGCCCGAACCAGACGGCGACGUCCUGGGACCAGACCUGCUCCUCCUUGCCGUCCUUGGUCGUGAACGUGCGCCAGUGGGGGUUCGACCCCACGACGCAGACGCAGUUGCUCAUGGUCUCCGGCCGGCCGCACCUGGGCGUCGCCACGCGGUCCAGCGACAUCGCCGCGGCGAAGUCCACGAUCCGGCGCAUCUGGUUCGGCUUCAUGUGCACGAUGUGGCUCCGCAUGCUCCCCGUCGUCGCGCUGGGCGCGAGCCUGAACAUUUCAGACAUCGUCACAUUCUCAUCACGAGACUUUACGACGCAAACGACGGCGACGAGCGCGGCGAACGAGACCGCCGCGUUCCUAUUGAACGGCGGCGGCGGCGGCGGCGGCGCGGCCGGCGGCGGCUUCGGCGGCGGCAUGGGCGACGGGCCGCCCGACGGCCCCGGCCGCGGCGGCGGCGCCCGGCGGAGCGACGACAUCCUCGUCUUCGGCAUGAAUUUCGAGAUCGGCGAGGUCGCGCGCGGCGUGCUCCCCGGCGUGUACCGCGUCGCCCUCCGCGGCGCGCGCGGCGUGCGCGGCGUGCGCCGCGUCAGGCUCCGCGGCUCCCGCCGCCGCGCGCGCCACCUCAUGCGCGGCAGCCGGCGACGCCCGGACAGCCCGGACCGCGCGGCGGCCGGCGACGCCCAGACCGCCGGCGUCGCCCGGCGGCUUGCUGGCGGCGCUGCGCACUACGCUGCGCACUACGCCGCCGCCGCGCGCCGCGCCGCCGCUGGCCUCCUCCGCCUCGCGGGCCGGAUGUGCAAGCGGCGCGGCGCGGCCGACGCGACGCUCGCCGUCGGCGUCGGCGGGCCCUCGGCGCCCGACGCGCAGGCGACGACGACGGCGGCCAAGGCCAAGGCCGCGAAGAAGAAGCGCGCGGGCCCGUUCAUCGCCAAGGCCAAGGCCGCGAAGAAGAAGAAGAAGAAGCGCGGCGGCACGUGCCCCGCGGCGACGACGACGACGGCGGAGGUCAACGGCCGCGACGUCGGCGUCUACGAGGAGGCGGGCGUCGAGGGCGCGAAGGCGCGGAUCGCGGAGUUCAUGGAGAAUUUGGACGAUAGAUUCAUCUCGCUCUACGGCGGCGGCUCGGGGCGGAACCUCGACGGCGCGCUCGACCGAAUGUGGAGCCACACACGCAUCCUGAACAACGUCGGUUGGUUGGGCCUCGCGGACGCCGACGGCAACGUCAACUCCGUGCUCAUCAAGGUCACGGGGCUCCACAACGGCGACGCGAACGGCAAGGCGACGGCCGAGGCCACAGAGGCCAUCCUGCUCGACCACGCGCUGACGUUCUCGGGCCUCUCGCCCGCCAACGUCAACAAGGCCGGCGCCAACGUGUUCAUCGACAAGGACGGGAGCAUGUGGUUUUAUCUCUGCGCGGCGACGGUGCCGGCGCGCGGGAAGCGGGACCUCGCGGAGCUGGCGAGGCGUGCGGGGAAGAAACCCCCCAGCAAAUGGGUGCUCAAAACCGACAAGCGGAGCCGGGGCGUCUGCAAGCGGAGCCGGGGCGUCGACGCGGCGAGCCGAGGCGUCGCGAAGAAGGUGAGCUCCACGUGGACGCAGGCCAUGGACGACGCGAUCGUGUCGCUGGUCGAGAGCAGCGGCGGCGUCGACGGCGUUUCUUCGGCGGACUGGAAGUCGCUCGCGACGAGGCUGGGCAAGGUCAAGGUCGAUUCCUUCGGCAAGCGACGGUACAACACGUGCAGGCUAAGGUACGUCGAGCACCUGGACCCGACGCGCAUCACGGGCUCGUUUAGCGUCACGGAGAUGCGGGUGGUCUACGAAGCCGCGGGCUUGGCGCGGGCGACGUCGGAGGCGCCGCGCUUCCCGCCACCCGACGACGGCGACGAGAUCCACAUUUGCUGGCGCAACGCGGCGGGCGGGUCCGUGGGCGGCGGAUACUGGCGGGCCGUCGUGGCGACGCACCCCGUGUCCGGCCAGCGCGUCGUCUACGGCCGCGACCGCGACGCCGGCUGGUGGGACGAGCCCGUGCCCUUCGACAUCGACGCCGACGACUGGAGGCCGGCGACGCCCGCGCCCGUCGAGACGCCGCCGUCGACGACGCCCGCGCCCGUCGAGACGCCGCCGUCGACGACGCCCGCGCCCGUCGAGACGACGCCCGCGCCCGUCGAGACGACGCCCGCGCCCGUCGAGACGACGCCGUCGACGACGACCGCGCCCGUCGAGACGCCCGCCGGCGGAUGGACCGCGGCGGCCGUGGCAGCGGUUUUCCAGGGCAUGGAUUUCUGCGUGACGGGCAACUUCUACGGCCUCAAGCAGGACGCGGUCGAGGCCUUCUGCGAGGGGUUCGGAGGGUUCAAGGUCACACGGGUGGACCGGCCCGGAGCCGUCUUGAUCCGCGGGCUCAAGAAGGGCACGACCGAGCCCAUCAAGAGCAACAAGGUCGACGUCGCGCUCGCCGCCGGCGCGACCAUCGUCGAAGCGGGCGUGUUCGGGGACAUGGUCGGCGGCGGCGCGGACCUCAACCUCGGCAAGGACGGCGUCCGCGCGAUGGUCGAGUCCUUCGGGGGCCGCGUCACGGGCGCCGUGUCCGGCAAGACGGACAUCCUCAUCGUCGGCAAGGAGCCCGGCAUGUCCAAGGUGAGCAAGGCGCGCGCGGCGAACGUCACGCUCAUGACGCUCCACGACCUCAAGCUCGGCAUCGCGCACGGUGACGUCCUGGCCGCGGCCCAGCCCGUCGUCAUCAAGGUCUUCAGCGCGGGCUACGGCGGCAACGGCCUGGCACUGGGCGCGUCCGACGCGGAGUACGCCUUCGCAGCCGGCGUCGCCCAGCAGCCCACCGUGACGCGCCAGCGCGCGCCCAAGGCCUCCCGGGCUUCCAAGACGAAGCGCGCGGCGGCAAAGAAGAAGAAA